Molecule: messenger RNA, 1356 nt
Organism: Debaryomyces tyrocola
Lineage: Eukaryota; Fungi; Ascomycota; Pichiomycetes; Serinales; Debaryomycetaceae
Source: the annotation of a GenBank genome assembly
AUGGAAUCUUCGGAGACAGCGUCCGUAUCUUCCAGGGCGUCGUCGUCUUCUGCUCGACCUAAAAUUUAUAUUUGUGACGAGCCAGGCUGCGAGAAGGCCUAUUCUAAACCAUCACUCUUAGAACAACAUAAAAGAUCACAUACUAAUGAAAGACCGUUUAAAUGCUCAGAAACUGGUUGCGAUAAGUCUUUCUUAAGAAAGUCACAUUUACAAGCACAUUUGCUUUCUCAUGAAAAUCAAGAAAGUAAACCCUUCCAGUGUGCAACUUGCGGCAAAGGUGUGAAUACCUUACAACAUUUAAAGAGACACGAAAUAACACAUACAAAAUCAUUCGUUUGUAAAUUUGAGGGCUGUAAUGAGUCAUUUUAUAAGCAUCAGUCACUCAGACAUCAUACACUAUCCGUUCAUGAAAAAAAAUUGUUAUGCAAUAAGUGUAAUAAAUCGUUUAACAGACCGUAUCGAUUGGCACAACACAAUAUUAAAUAUCACAGUGACUCUCCGGCUUACCAAUGUGACCAUCAAGGCUGUUUUGGAAAUUUUAUGACAUGGUCAGCUUUACAAUUGCAUAUAAAAACUGAACACCCAAAGAUAAAGUGUCCUAUAUGUGGGAAAGGAUGCGUAGGUAAGAAAGGGCUUCGGUCACACAUGAAUAUCCACGAUGAAGAAAAGAUGGUGAAACUAUGGAAUUGUAAUUAUUGUAACAUUGGAAAAUUUGUGAAAAAGGCCGAUUUAAUAGAUCAUUACAACACUUAUCACGACAGAAAUCUUCCUGAUGAUUUAUUGAAACCGAUCGAACGAGAACAGUUAGAUAGACUUCUAAACGAAAAGGACUCAACCAAUACUGAUUUUAAUACUUUAGAAGCAUUACAAUCAAAAGGGUUUGUGGAAGUAUCGUCGGAUGAAGAGAAGGAAGAGAAUGAUUACAUGUCCAAUGGUAUGCAAGCUUCACACAAAUCAUUGAAUUCGUUAAAUUUAACUUUGGAAUCUGGAAAAGCAUCCAUUGUAGAUCUCAUUCUGAAUAAUUAUCUGAAAAGGAAACUUCCAUGUCCGAAAAAGAAUUGUGAUAGAAUGUUCAGCCGUGAUUAUGAUCUUGAGAGACAUUUAAAGUGGCAUGAAUCACACUUAAAAAAAAUUGAAACGUUUUUAAAAAGUCUUGAUCUGGAAGAAAAGGACUCUAGCAAUAUGCACGAUAAGAGGUUGUUUCCAGAUAAUGAUGAACCUGUGAUGGCUACCAAGAGACAUCAUGCAGUGGAAAGUAGUGACGACGAUUUUGAGCUAGAUGACAUGAUAGAUGAAGAAUUAAAAUCGAUUCAGGCUGGCCAAAUAGCAGGUAAUAAUACUGCGGAUGUAAAAUAG